Messenger RNA from Opisthorchis viverrini, 528 nucleotides. RefSeq lists its product as hypothetical. The record is from RefSeq and is a predicted model, not a curated record. Lineage: Eukaryota; Metazoa; Platyhelminthes; Trematoda; Opisthorchiida; Opisthorchiidae. Bases 1 to 528 code for a protein of 175 amino acids. The transcript is spliced from 4 exons.
AUGUGUUCGCUCUUGAGUAGCGUGAGAGGAAAGCCCGAUGCCCCGACUGGUGUGCCGAUCGCCUUGCUCACCUGUCAGGGCUUCCCCGUCAGCCUGAACGUGUUGGUCUGUUCACAUGUGAAAAUUCAUAUGCGUCCAGGCUACGCUGGUGGAGCAGUGGUAACACGCUCUCCCCGCAAUUCAGAUGUGUGGAGUUCACAACUGGGUUAUAACAGGAGCGGAACUCGAGGCCUCGAGACUCACCAGAAUCUUUGCUCCAGGACAGGAGGAUGGCUGUUCAAACAUGACUGUUGUGGUCGUGAACUAACAGAACUUUUCACGAGAGACUCAACUGAAUCUCUCGUUUAUGAUAUUCUACAACUGAAUGUGCUGCACACAGGGCGCCUCAUGAUUCACUCAUCAGUGGCGCAUAUCCAAUGGCCGUGCCGGGCUUUGAACCCCGCAUAUCUGACACGCGAGGCUAGCGUGUUACCACUACACCACCAGCACACAUUGGACUUAUCCGGAUUUUUACGUCUGAACGGGUGA